This is a messenger RNA of Tigriopus californicus, 3472 nucleotides long. RefSeq names its product eye-specific diacylglycerol kinase-like. The transcript has 3 exons. NCBI's taxonomy places the organism in Eukaryota, Metazoa, Arthropoda, Copepoda, Harpacticoida, Harpacticidae. Gene Ontology annotation, molecular function: ATP-dependent diacylglycerol kinase activity. Gene Ontology annotation, biological process: lipid phosphorylation; intracellular signal transduction; diacylglycerol metabolic process. The record is from RefSeq and is a predicted model, not a curated record. The coding region runs from base 1963 to 3105 and encodes 380 amino acids.
AGUAGGAGCAGCAGCAGCAGCAGCAGUGGUGGUGGUGGUGUUGGCGGUGGUCCGGCCAUUGGUAGACAUGGUCCUCAUCAUGGUUCAGUUUGUUCGAGAUCAGAAGAAAUGGCCGGGACCUCGUUUGUGGCUCACUGUCGCCCAUCAGAGACACUUGGUGCAAGCGUAGAUCGCGCCUCCAGAAGUCUGUACGUGGAAGCUUGUCGACCCACUCAGUCCUCGUCCUCUUUCGGUCGGCGAAGGAAAACGGACGAUGAGGCAGAGAAAUAUCCUGGCUUCUCCAUGUUGUUACUGACUGUUGAGGUUCAUGUUUUUGUCUUUUGUUAAGUCCACGAUCCUCGAUUUGUUAGCUGCGCUUCCCCAAAACUCUUAUCAGUAGUUGGGGUUCAUCUCAACUCGACAGUUUUCCUACGGGAGUGUACGUACGUGAAUGUACGUACAACAGCCUUGCUUCAUGGCAAGGAGUGGAUGAAGCAAGAUGAAUUCAGGAAGGUCAGCAGCCUAAGGAGACAAUGUGCAAAGGACCGUUUACGUCUUAGUGAAUAUGUGUCGUUCUCCGCAAGCUGUCGCCGAAUAAGUGAUGAUCCACAAACCGUGUACGUACAAAUAAGCACAUCCAGCAAGAAACGUGUUCAUAGUCGCAUUCAGAGCAACAAGAUUUGGAAAUAAUCAUCCUUAUCCUUCCCAAGAAUUAGACAGAGCUCCGGAGCCCUGAUGGCCAGACCGAGCUAUGAUCGUACAACAGUUGUUACAUUCUAAUGCAGAAUGUCGAUACAAAAUCCUUAAGCGUCAAGUGUCUUUUAUCGAGGGUCAUAUGGUUGAUCCAUUUCGUGGGGCUAGUGCAUUGAACACUCACUUCAGCAGGAACCGCUUCGAAUCCAACCUCGUCUCGGUCUCGAAAGAGUGACUCCUAAAACAUUCUUAGACAUCCUUGAUCUUGCCAUCACACAUGUUUAACGCUUAUUCGCUGAUUGCAACCGAACUCUUGGACGAGAAACACGACGUAGCAAACGAAGAGUGACGGAAGUAUUCAUCAGUGAUUAUCCAUGGCCUAUUGCAAGAAAGGGAGAAAUGAGAAAUUACUAAGCAGCACGAAGGUCUCAACAACAUUCAACAUACAGUCUUACGUAUCAGAUCUUUACACUUCUUAAUGAGCUGAAUAAGCCUAACCUCGAGACCAUACAUAGUCCUUGAUAUUUUCAUGGCUUGAUGAGUUAUACACUUCUAUAGAUUCACGAGUGUGGCCAGACGGUCAAAAUAAUCGCGACCAAGCCUUUAAUAAAGACUACCCAGACUAGCAACUCUGGACAUUGUUGUGCGUUGUGGCCAGUUGUGGCCUGUUUUGCCCUCAACACAGCAGUGAAUCAUCUCCAUCGGUGGCAAGCCAGACUAAUGAACCAGAAUCUCGGAUGCAUCCAGUCAACCUCUGGAAAACUAAACAGAAACCUACUGAUAAGGAACUGGCGUCUCCCCAAUACCCAGCCCCACACUAAACACGAGCACCAUUUGUAUGUUUUUUUUUUGCUUUCACCAUAAUUUGAUUCAUUUCCCUUUGGUUGGGAUUUCCGUGCUCCCACGCUCUCAUUUCGAAGCAAUGAGCCCAUCCCCAAGUGCCAAGAUCUCGUUGGCUACCCCUUUUGUCGAGUCCUUUGGGUGAAGGGAACCAGAAUCUGGCAUCUGAUCCCUAUUGCGCGGGAUUCGUUUCAAAAGAAGAAGGAGACUUUGUCAAAGGAACAGGCAAGAUUAGAGGGCCCUUCCGAGGAACCAGAAACCAAAAGAACUUUUGUGCUCACAAUGUCGGAAUUUCCAAUUUACUAAUAUCCUCCAACGAACUGACGCCCUCUGAACUCAGAACGAUCUACCUACAGGUGAAUAAGCUCGUCUUUGUCUCAAGGGAUAUUUUUGUGGUCGAGGAACUGUCGUGACGUCAGGUGCUAUCACUGAGAAAAACAAAGCCUGAACAUGUUUAUUGCAUUAGUGAACCCAAAGUCCGGAGGAAACAUUGGCAAUCACCUUCUUCUGAGGUUCAGUGAGAUCCUGGACGAAGAUCGUAUCUACAACUUGUCAGAGGUGGGAGGGCCUAGACGGGCCCUCAUGGAACAUCGACACACUGAUAACCUUCGGAUAAUAGCAUGCGGUGGAGAUGGAACCGUGGGUUGGAUUCUCUCCGUUAUGGACGAUAUGGAGUUUCCCCCUGCGGAGAGACCUGCCAUUGGGAUCAUUCCAUUAGGCACCGGAAACGAUCUGGCCCGAUCGUUGAGUUGGGGCGGGAAAUUCCGAGACAAACCUUUGCGGAAAGUGCUCAUCGAUAUUCAUAACGCGGAUAUCAUCGAUCUAGAUCGUUGGUCUCUGUCCUAUUGUCCCUUGAGCGAGCACGGGGACACACCGGAAGAAAUUGCCAAUGCCGAUGACAAACUACCCCUGGAUGUGCUCAACAACUAUUUCUCGGUGGGGAUCGACGCUCAUAUUGCUCUGCAGUUUCACAAGGCGCGCAAUAGCAAUCCCGAGCAUUUUACGUCCAGGACACGCAACCUUCUUUUCUACGGUCUGGCAGGCGGCAAGGACUUGUUUAAGCACCAAUGGCGCAACUUGAUGGAUCACGUCACGAUUGAAUGCGAUGGAAUCGAUUACACUCAAAGGCUCAAGGCAUAUGGCACUCAUAGUGUGAUGUUCUUGAACAUUCGGAGCUACGCGGGAGGAACAAAACCGUGGAACAGAAAGUAUGGUCCACAGUGCAUGAAUGAUGGCCUACUCGAGGUCGUGGCCAUUGACAACUUAGAUCUGGCCAUCCUCCACGCGGGCGGUAGUGGGGCCAGUGUGUGUCAGUGCAAAAGAGCUGUCAUCACCACCAAUUCGUGCGUACCAAUGCAAAUCGACGGCGAACCAUGCCUUAUGAAGCCCUGUAAAAUUGUUAUAGAAUACAGGAAUAGGUCCAAAGUGCUAGUGAGAAACAAGACUGCAUCAUAUGCCGUUAAAGAUGAUGAGAUUGAAGAUUGGGCUGCGAAGAAGAUUCAAAGCAGCUUUAAAUUGUACAAACAUCAGAAGAGUCAAUCCCGAAAAAGUGAAAGCGAAAACCAAAAAACCAACGAGGAAACACUUUCCUAGGUCUCAACCACACGAUCCACAGACAUUGAAACUGAAUCAGCAUCCAAAUGAUACCCAUUCUUUCACCACCAGGCACCAGGACGAAGCAGACUUCUCAAUCCUCAAGCGUCUAUUAUUGGUUGAUCAGAUUGAUUGGUUCGCAUUUAAUGAAAUCAAAUUCAUAUCCCAAUCGUAAGAUACAUAGUAUGUACUGUUGGUUUCAUCAUCUGUUAGCGAAGUUGAUUCGCAUAGUCAAGACAUACUUCUGAAGAUGAUGCCUUCACUAUUAUUAAAGCCCCUCAACUCUGCGCAUUCGCUGAAUUCUACCACAAUUGUUUUUCUUCAUUGUUAUCAUUUUGAGCAAAUAUAGUUGAUUUUAUUGUUGUAA